Messenger RNA from Anolis sagrei ordinatus, 2415 nucleotides. RefSeq names its product SBDS ribosome maturation factor (gene SBDS). Gene Ontology annotation, biological process: cytosolic ribosome assembly; ribosome biogenesis. NCBI's taxonomy places the organism in Eukaryota, Metazoa, Chordata, Lepidosauria, Squamata, Anolidae. The record is from RefSeq and is a predicted model, not a curated record.
GCUGGGAGGACCGCCUUGUACGCAUGCGCAGUAGGGGAAAAACAGGCCUAGUUCUCACCGGAGCCCUUUUAGAGUUGCAGCCAUGUCGAUUUUCACUCCGACGAACCAGAUUCGGCUGACGAACGUGGCGGUGGUGCGGACGAAGCGGGCCGGGAAGCGCUUCGAGAUCGCUUGCUAUCGGAACAAGGUCCUCGGCUGGCGGAGCGGAGCGGAAAAGGACCUGGAAGAGGUGCUGCAGACGCACACGGUGUUUGUCAACGUCUCCAAGGGGCAGGUGGCCAAGAAGGAGGACCUCCUCAAAGCUUUUGGGACAGAGGACCAGACAGAAAUAUGCAAGCAGAUCCUGUCCAAAGGGGAGCUGCAGGUGUCGGACCGGGAGCGCCACGUGCAGCUGGAGCAGAUGUUCCGGGACAUUGCCACCAUCGUGGCCGAGAAGUGCGUGGACCCUGAGACCAAGCGGCCCUACACUGCCGGCCUCAUCGAGAAGGCCAUGCGUGAUGCACACUACUCCGUCCGACCUGGGAAGAGCACCAAGCAGCAGGCCUUGGAGGUGAUCCAGCUGUUGAAAGGGACGAUGCGCAUUGACCGAGCCCAGAUGCGGCUGCGCUUCCUGCUUCCCGCAAAAGAAGGGCGGCGCCUUAAAGAGAAGCUCCGUCCCCUGAUCAAGGCCAUCGAGAGUGAGGACUUUGGGCAGCAGUUGGAGAUCGUCUGCCUGGUGGACCCGGGCUGCUUUCGGGAGCUGGAUGAGCUGUUGCGCCGUGAGACGAAGGGCCAGGGGACGCUGGAGGUGCUCAGCCUCAAGGAUGUGGAGGAAGGCGACGAGGCCCUUUAAGAGGACGGACCCCAUCAGCAACGUAUGGGAGCCCAUUAAAAGGAAUCAGAAUGUAAUGCACUCUUAUGGGGCUGGGCUGGGUUGGGGUUUGCCUCUGGGAAGGAAGGGCCAAGGAGGAGUGUCCGGAAGCGGAGGAAACCUAUAAAGCCCUAUAGCAGUGGUUCUCAACCUGUGGGUCCCCAGAUGUUUUGGCCUUCAACUCCCAUAAAUCCUAACAGCUGGCAAAAUGUCUGGGAUUUCUGGGAGUUGUAGACCAAAGCACCUGGGGACCCACAGGUUGAGAACCGCUGCCCUAUAGGGAUGAAAGCAUCUAGAAAACCCUAAGAGCCCAAUGUCUGUAUAUAUAUAUAUAGAGAGAGAGGGAAAAAGACAUAUAGACACUGGAAUAUUAUAUACAAUGUAUAUAUAAAUAAUAAUAAUAAUCUUUAUUUAUACCCCGCCACCCUCUCUCCAAUGGGGACUCAGAGCGGCUUACAUGAGGCCAAGCCCAAACAACAAAAUUACAAUAAAAUAAGACCGAAAACGCAAACAAAGCACAACAUCAUAAUUACAUAAAACAUGUGAAUAAGUAACGAUAUAAAAUUACAAUAACACAAUCACAAUGACAGUGGGUGGGUUACAUGUAAUAUAUAUACAGUAUAUAUAUAGAGAGAGGGGGGGAGAUACAUAUUGCACAUACAUAUAUAUAUAUAUAUACACACACACACACACACACACAUACACAUAUAUAGAGGAGGGGUCAGUGCGUUAAGAGUCCAAUGUCAUAUAUAUACAUACAUACAUACACACACACACACACAUCUCACCCUUCAGGGUGAGAAGGGCGGUAUACAAAUGUCAUAAAUAAAAUAAAUAUCUGUAUGUGUGUGUGUAUAAACAUAUAGGCAUAUAAACUUUUGGCUAAGGCUUUGAACCUUUUAAAGCCCUAUUGGGACGAAAACCUAUAUAAAGCCCUAAGAGUUCAGUGUCUGUCUGUGUAUCUCUCUAUCUAUCUAUGGUGAGAGAUAUGCAGACACAGUAUAAAUGUAUGUGUAUACAUAUACAUACACACAUACAUAUAUCUGGCUCUUACGGCUUUGAGCCUGUCCUUAAAUGGAAGUCUUCAAUAGGAUAAAACCUAUAAGGCCUUUUGGGGAUGAAAGCAUCUACAAAGACCUAAAUCAAAUGCAUAUAUAUUAUAUCUGUGUGUGUGUGUAUCUCACAUUGUACUCUUGGGGCAUUGAUCCCCUUCUUCUAAAGCCUUGAAAUUUGCUCCCUGUUUAAUGGGACAUUAAUUACAUGAUUAUUAUUUAGUUGGCUUUUCAUAGGAACGUUUUUGGGGGAAUGAGAGCAAAGAGUGCGAUGCCACAGCGGCAAAGCCCAUGGUGAUCCAAAGGAAAUAAAAAAACAAAAGGGUUUGCAUUUCCAAAGCACAAGAAAGGGAUUGUUUUUGGUGGGGGUUCCUGCUUAUUUUUUUUAAUUUGUCUGAAUAUUAGAUUCAAAGACACUAAGAUAAUAUAAAUAUAUAGGUAUAAAGGUAUAAAUCUAUGUUUCCUUUGCUGGUUUUGUACGGAUGAAAUGCCAUAAACAAAUCUUAAUUGGGA